Pocillopora meandrina is the source of this 12675-nucleotide messenger RNA. The record is from the annotation of a GenBank genome assembly. Lineage: Eukaryota; Metazoa; Cnidaria; Anthozoa; Scleractinia; Pocilloporidae.
UAUUUUAUCGCUUAAGCACCUUGGAAAUAGUCGAGGAACAGUCAAACCUUCUCUUCCUCACAUCACUGGUGUCGUUUCAAGUAAGUGUAUAGUAGCUCACGGAACUUUACUUUCUGCGUGGGUUUAAAAGUCUUAUUUGUCGUUAACGAUAACAAUGUGCUCGACUGUCUGAGUUAUCUAUUUAUCAUUGGUUAAGUGAGCCGCAUCUAAUCGCGAGCGAUGAAUUUCAGGCGCUAAAAUGUAAUGAAAUGCUCUAAUAAAUCGAUUUCGUCAUGGAGACGCUCAGUAGUUUAAGCGUUGCUAGAGGAAAUAAAGUUAGAUGUGUUGAGUUUCCACACCUUGCCUUCUAUAAAAUCGUUAUGCCAAUAAUUUUCUAGCUUUUAAAAACGAUGGACGGAAAUUUUGUGACUAUCUGAAAACGAAAAUGAUGACUUAUUCAAAACAGCAUUCGAUUACUGACAGACCUAUACAUUUCCAUACAAUAAUUUUCUGGGUACAGCAUUUACUCAGGCAUAGUAGAUAGCAAAGUAAAAUGCAUUAAAACAUCAACAUUCCCUGAAAAAUUGAGAACAAUUUUCGUGAAACUUACCUAUGGCGUAAUAAACUAAUGAACAGAAAGUAAGUCAUAGAAGGUAUGGCCUACCUUGACACAACUUAGUAAUCCUUUCCACAUCAUUUUAAAGUAAAAUUACAAGUCUUUGCGCAGAUAGAAGUUAAAAUACUGUGCUGAACCACAUUCGAAAAAAAGAAAAUAAAAGAGAUUUGUUUUUUACACAAAUAAAUCUUGCAUAACAAUUCAACCUAGUAUGCUUCGUCUCUAGUAGUUUAUGCAUUGCAUAAGAGGAAAUAAAGUUAGAUUUGGUGAGUUUCCACACCUCGCCUUCUACAAAAUCGUUAUGCCAAUAAUUUUCUCGAUUUUAGCAACAAUUGACGGAAAUUAUGUGACUAUCUAAAAACGUAAGCGAUGAUUUAUUCAAAAAACAUUCGGUCGCUGACAGUUCUAAACAUUCCAAUGAAACAAUUUGUUGGGCACAGCAUUUACUAAGGCAUAGCAGAUAGCAAAGUAAGAUGCAUUCAAACAUCGACAUUCCCUAAAGAAUUGAGAACAAUUUGCGUGAGAUUUACCUAUGACGUAGUAAACUAAAGAACAGAAAGUAAGUCAUAGAAGGUAUGGUCUACCUUGACACAACUUAGUAAUCCUUUCCACAUCAUUAAUUAAGAGGAAUUUAGAACAAAAUCAUCAUAAACUACGAUCAUAAGACUUCACGAAGAUAAAACUUAAAAUACUGCGCUGCUCUACAUUUCGAAAAAAUAAACAUAACAUAGUUUUGCUUUUAAAACAAGUAAAUAUUGCGUUACUAUUCAACUCAAUAUGCUUCGUCUCCGGUUUGCAACAACCACAUCGAAAGAUUUCAUUCCCCAUAGAAAAAUAAUUAAGAGAAAAUUAAAUCCGGAUUGAUUCCCUUUCACAUGACGAGUAGUCACAAGAGCAAGCCACACUUAAAAGUGUCGUAGUCCACGUUUUGAAGUACGUUUAUUUACACCCCCAGUGUCCUGAGGAAAACAGAAAUUUGUCGCUUACAGACCCCGGAAAGUCGAUUUAAGGCGCUUCUAUUGGCGAUUACGACAUGACGUACAGAUACAUAGCAUAAACUAGUGAUGAAAUUAAAACUGUCCAGAGGCCACAAAAAUAGCUGCAUUGUUUCGGUCUCAAAUAUUUUCCUUUGGAGACUGUGAAGAAGAUUUUAAGGGUCAUUUUGAUCAUUAUGGCCGGGUCAAAUGUGUCUGGGCCAGUUCUGCCACGACGAUUUUUGUGUCGCUACCGUGUUACCUUGUCUUCAGCCGUUCUAGAAAUCGACCAGUGUGAUUUUCGAUUUUCAUGGUGUAACAAUGUCCAUCAAAAUCUUCUAUGAGACCGCAUACCCGCGCAUGGCAUGUGGUAGCUCUAUUUCCCUCGGCGUCAUUUAAUACUGAAACUGAAAUUACCAACUCGAUAAAUCUGUUCAAAGCCUUCAUGUCGAUUUUUGUUUUCAAUAUCACGUUAAACGCCGUUCACUUAUCAGCGAACAAGUAUUGGAAUAAAUCGACAAUACCACAAUUAAGACAAACGUUACUCUUGAAUAAAGUAAAAAUCGUUCACACAUAAAAAAUUUUUUCUCUCGUAGACCCAUCAAACCCUGCGUAUUAAGUUCACACAUAAAUCGCUCGCUAGAACACUCAUUAACUAACACGAAAAGCACUACGAAUAUGACCACAAAGUACAUGCAGAAAAAGGAGAGACAAUUCAAAAGUGACGAAUUUGUCGAUUCAAUAUAUAUUUGUAUAUAUAUAUAUAUAUAUAUAUAUACAUACACAAAGUGUAAAAUUUUGACUUUCGUAAAACAGUGCUCAAUACACAGGAGUAGAGCGAUGUAUGCAUUGUGGGAGGAAAAACUGAAACUAAACUGUCAAAUUUCGCGCUGCAUAAAUUAGAUUAUAUUGUAUACAAGUGAUGCUAAAGAUUAUUCUCACUAAAUCCCCUGAUGAGUGGGCAACCACGAAGCAGGUCUGUUCGGAUGAACUCGUAGUUUAUUUGUCUUUUUCCUCCCACAAUAUAUAUACAUAUCGAUUGGUAAUACUUCCAAAGACCCCAAAAAGCGUGGCACAUUCAAAUAAAUUUUUCAUUCGCCUUGAUUAGAAAGGGAUCAACAACUAGUACUUGCAUAAUUUACUAAAAUGUUUAACAUUUAAAGUACAGCAUUUCCAGCUAUCCAUUCUCGAAUUUUACAAAACAUUUCCCGCACACUGUGCAACCAUGAGUAUGUCAUUAAGUCGCGCAGGAUCAGUCGGGACAGAGCCCGAUACUGAGAAAAUAGCAGACCUCACGUGAACGGUGUUAAGGCGACCUGAUAGGUUGCUCUAUUUCACAAGCUUCUAGUCGUUAACUGUCUGGCAAGCUAAUGUUCGGUCGAAUGAAAAAUAAUUGAUUCCACGCAAGUACUGAAAAGGAAAGCAAGGUUAGAUUCAUUUUUGGUUUUGUGACGUUUAAGAGCACACAAAGUCAUUUCAUUUGAUUUUUUUUGUAACAGCUGAGUAUUUACCGCGAACACAAACGAGCAUACGUAGCGGCCAAGUUUGGGCAUGCCUUUUACUGCGAUCUCGUCAAAAGUACUUGUUGAAUUGAUCAUUAAUUUCAUGAAGAGAAUUCAUCAUCACACGGAAACAGAGGCUGAAGUUUGAUUAUGAAAUUAAUCCGAGCCUUUUAAUCGCUUAACCACCCUGAAAAUAAUCGAGGAACAGUAAAACUAUCUCUUCUUCGCAUCACUGGUGUGACAAUCGUUUCAAAUAACGUUUUAACUCACGGAACUUUAUUGUCUAGGGUUUGAACGUCUCAUAAGUCGUUAGAGAUAAAAAUGUGCUUGACUGUCUAAGUUAUUAGUUGACUGAGCUGGAUCUAGUCUCAAGCGAUGAAUCUCAGAUACUCAAAUGAAAUGAAAUGCCUAAAAAAUCAAUUUCCUCAUGUAGGCGCUAAGUAGUUUAUGCAUUGCAUAGGAGGAAAUAUAGUUAGAUGUGGUGAGUUUCCACACCUUGCCUUCUGCAAAAUCGUUCUGCCAAUAGAGUUCUAGCUGUUAGCAACGAUUGACGGAGAUUUCGUGACUAUCUAAAAACGUAUGCGACGACUAGCAAAGUAAAAAGCAUUUGAUUGACCUACGACGUAGCUAACUAAUUAAUGAACAGAAAGGUAGUCAUAGAAGGUGUCAUACGUAAACCGUUCCACGUCAUUGAUUAAGCAGAAUUCAAAACAAAAUCCUUCAUCGUAAACUAAAAUCACAAGUCUUCACGAAGAAAAAGUUCAAAUACUCUGCUGCAAUACAUUUCAAAAAAUAAUAAUUAAAUAGUUUUGCUUUUUAAAUUAAUAAAUCUUGCGUUACGAUUCAACUUAAAAUGCUUCGUCUCCAGUUUGCAAUAACCAUAUCGGAAGAUUUCAUUCGCCACAGAAUAGGAAUUAAGAGGAAAUUUAAUUGGGAUUGAUUCCCUUUCACAUGACGAGUAGUCGCCAAAGUUAAAAGUGUCGCAGUACACGUUUCGAAGUACGUCCAUUUACACCUCCAGUCUCGAUUAUUUUGGUUUGGAGACUGUGAAGGAGAAUAUUAUGAUCAUUCUCAUUAUUAUGGACGGGUCAAACGUGUCUCGGCCGGUUCUGCCACGUUGAGUUUUGCUACUCUUCCAUUGUCAUCAGCCGUUCCAGAUCUAAGUCAUGUAAUUUUCGGUUUUCAUGCUGUAAUAAUGUCCAUCAAAAGCCCCUUUGAAGUCCACUGACUGUAGGGCUAGUAGGCCUACCGCAUACACGCGCAUAGCAUGUGGUAGGCUCUAUUUCCCUCGGCGUCAUUUAAUACUGAAACUGAAAUUACCAACUUGAAAAAUUUGUUUAAAGCCGUCAGGUCGAGUUUUGUUUUCAUUAUCACAUUAAACGCUGUUCACUUGUUAGCGAACAAGCACUGAGGGUAAUCAAAAAUACCACAAAUAAGACAAACGCUAUACUUGAAUAAGGUAAAAAUCGUUCAAAAUCAAUUUGGAAUUCGUAUGAUCACAGACAACAACGCUGACUAAUCUUAUAUUCAAAUAUAACUUGUGACAAAAUCAACAAACUCAGCAAAGCAGUGACGCAGGUUCAUUUACGAGAUAAAUGAAAUAUUUUAACUCUGGGAAUACUAAAUAUAACACGAAAAGCGUAUUUAUCACAAGAUAAAUUAAAGGUUGGCUUACUUGCUUACUUCCUUGAUAGUUCUUGAAGUUUUGCAUUUCAUAUUCUCAGCUUGGCCCAAAUUAAAUGUAGGCCACCAAAAUCUGCAUGCUCCCAAGAAAACCUAACGUCCGAGAAGACUACAUUCAUUACCGAUCUUUCAGGACUACUUGUGAAAGCCCUAACAAUAAUUCUUGUAUAAUGUAUCAAAGCUCGCCAAAUAGUGUAGAGGAUCUUAAUCCGUAGGAUCAAUACAUAUGGCGUUAAAUACUUUUGCCAAUGGAACUGGAGCUCAGUCUCCCUAACGGUAACUCUUCACACAAAUGUUAAAAGAUUAUUUAACUUUAACACUCUUGACUUAAAAAUGGUGGACCUGGAAUCCUUUUCAUGAUUCUCAAACAUUAAUAAAAGCUAAGCUCGACAUGUAAUACCUCGCAUUAUCCGGCGAUGAACAUCAUUUUCUAGGAACGAAAUGAAAUGUUUAAAAAUCGUGCGGGUUAUAAGUUGUCUUAAACGGCGUUGCGUGACACUAAUCCCUACUUGAAAUAAAUUAUCUAUGUAGAAGCUUACGCAUCGACUUGGUUGGUGAGUUGCUUCUUAUCACCUUUGCUGAAUUACUAAACACAAACUUAAUUUCAGGCCUUUAGCCAAGGAAGAGGACGAAUUUCUGAGGAGAAAAACUGACCUAUGAGUAUGGCCCGUAGUGCAAGAUUGCGCGAAAAAUUACGUAAUAAAUUAUAAUUCCAUUUAAACAAAUUGAAAUUUGUAUUGGCUUCUUCAAUACAACUUUUGAAAAUGAAAAUUUCGUAGGAAGAUUUAAAACGAGUAAAUUAAAAGUCCAUCACCCAAAAAUAAAGGCCAGAGGUCAUGAAAAUAGGAACGCUACUAGUGCGCGACAAACGAACUGAAAAUUUAUCAUCCCUUUAUUUUUGGAUUUCUUUCAUUUUUCUGUUUCAUUCAAACACAUUACACUCGUGUCUCGCAUUAUUACCGGAAUGUAGCAUUAAUUCUUGUCUUACCCAGGCGUAUCGUUCACUCCAAAGCUAAUUUUGUGGCUCUUAACUUCUUUUUUAGGAAAUAUGUACUGUUAAGAAUAUUUACUUUUUAUUUUGAAAGGUUUGAAACCUCGCGGUUAAACUCGACGGGAACUUGCAGCUACACAUGCCAUGUUCAGGAUACGCGGUCGCACGUACUUAAGGGCUUUUACCAUAGCAGCUUGGUUUAAGAGCGAAAGAGGAAGGAAAACGUCGAUGAAGCAGACGAAGGUUGGAUUUGUUCCCUUCGUGUUAUUAGUGAUUAAGCACCUUGUAGGAAGAUGCACAGAUAAUUUACACUAGUUAAUAAUAUACAAGCAAAAAAUGACUCUAUUUUCCUUUCUAGUUCAAACUUUUAAAAUCUCCCUUGAAAAAUUAACCGUCUGUACUCUUUCUCCGUUAGAUAUCAGUCGACAGCAGUAAACAUCAAAUGAAAGCUAUCACGCUCGUAAUCUUCCCCGUCUUUCGUAUGAACUGUUGCAUUAAACACCUCGAAAAAUUUGUUUCUCCAUCUACUUUAAAAUACAUUGAAUUUAUUAGAGUGGGAAAGAUGGAAAUUCGUCUCACAAAUUUCUCUUUGUCUCGAAUUGUUAGCGGUCGACGUGGGUCGAGUAUUACCGGGAUGUGGCAUUCUGCGUCUCCAUGAGGUCAAAAGACCCGAGCCUACAGGUGGGAUGCGUUACUGUGCACCCAAAAUCACUCAGGGUGAGUAAUAUUGUAGGCUAUCACUUGUUAUAUCUUUAAGGAAAUACACACUUAGAAACAUUACCAUGCUCAAAGAGCAUUAUAGAAAAAAAAGAAACCUGUGUUGCAGAACAACUGUGGUUGUGAUUUUUCCGAUGUUAUUCUGGUGCUAUUUUGGACAGAAAAAUGCGGCGGGUAAACCAUUCCUUUCACAGACUAACUUCCUAUAACCCUUGGCAGAUCUUGAGCGCUGGGUACAAUGGAUUUCCUCCCGGAACUCCAAACAAGGACGAAAACUGGAGAAAAGGUACAAAAGAUGAUCUUGUCGUCCACGCGGAGGCCAACACUGUGCUCCUGGCAGGCCAAGCUGAUCUUGAAGGUUCAAUUGCCUUCGUUACAAUGUAUCCCUGUCGGGAGUGUGCGAAAAUGUUAAUAGCGGUGAGUGAUGUCGAGAACAUUCGUAUAACUUGAUAUAGUGAAACCUGUGUGAGACGGGGCCCAUAAGCGAGAGAAUUUGCAUCUUAAAACCUGUAUCAUAUGGAUGGCUUAGUGAGAACUUUGAGUGUUGUCUUCAUUUCAUGCAUUAAAAUUAAUUUCAAACUUUUUCAGAUCUUUUUAAAAUGGCCAUUAGGAAGGUUCCUAAUCGUUCACUCUGAGUUAAGAACUAGCCACAAUUACACAAUUCUGAAAAUGUUCUUAUGCUUGUGCGCGCCAGCGGGAGUCCGUGAGUUACCGAUUUUAAAAGAGGUUACUGUACAGCCCCCUCUUCCAUUGUGAGAUGUAUGUUUACUACCUGUGUGUCUUAGAGUGCAAAUUUGUGUCCUUAUAUCCUAGGGAUUAAGUGUUUGUUUUAUUACGCAGACGUUUCAGUUGGUUUCCCUCAAUAUGGAAGUGAUAAUUAAUUGAUGACUAUAUCUUGUUCCAUCUGUAGAAGGGUGUCCGUAAGGUUUAUUAUCUUUCAUUAAAAAAAAAAUACCAAGCGGAUUCAACUGCCAUCUUUAAAGAAGCCGACGUCGAGGUCGUGUAAGUAAUAACUCUGGUUAGACUGAAAUCAACUCUGAUAACAACUUGCACAUAUUUGUGGUGAGAACAUUCUCAAAUAAACAUCGUAAUGGUGAAUGAACAAAAAGAAACAAACAAAUGCACCAUUGCAUCCUAUGAUCUGGGUUUCAACAUCAGAACUCAGUUCCCCAGUUCGAGGGAAUAUGCCAGGUGAAUGAAUAAAAACAAUGAUAAGUAACUGCAUAACUGGGAAUUUAGCAGGUGGAGAUUACACCAGGUGGCUCUUCUUUUCAACUGUUCCAGAUCGAUUUGGAAUUUGGAUUGUUGGUUUAUGUUAAGGAAGGAGAACCAUAGGACCCGGAGAAAAACUCUUCAGAGCAAGGACAAAAAAAUCAACAACAAACUCGACCGCAUCUACAAUGAUUGUGCGAAAAGUUAUAAGCUUAAGCAAAAAUUUUUAGCGUUUUAUGUGUUCAUUUUUGUAAACCGUUUUUCUUCGAGUAAGCACCCGCACUCUAAUAAGCGCCCUACCCCAGAUACGCCCUCACCCCUAAGCAACUAAGCCAUAAUGUCAAACAAGUUCCCCCCCCCUCUUCUGCCCUCUCGAAUGAGUGCUCCCCCUCCUCCUUCACUUUCUUGAAUAGAAGGAAUACAAUAAAAACAUGUUUCUGUGGCCACUUUAUCUACAAUUUUUUAAGUUUCAACUAGAGCGGAAUCAGUACGGAAGAAUAUCUAUUUUUUCGUUUUCGUUAUUUUUAUCUGUGUUCUCGCGGAGUUUUUCUUUUGAAUUGUUGUGCUAUCGCUGUGCUAACCCGAUAAGUGUCCCCCUCGAUUAAGCGCCCUCCUCCCAAUAAGCGCCCCCCUUCCCCCUCCCCACUUCUUUCUCGCCGAAGUUUUAAAUAAGCACCCGGGCGCCUAUUCGAGGAAAUACAGUUUGUAUCUAUUGUCAAUAUCUAUCUUAUUCAGUUUUGCUGCAAUGACUUUUUUAGAUUUAUGUAUGAGCGAUAAAGGAGUGUUGAGACUCUACUGACUUUCCCCUCUUCGCAAAUUUUCAAGCAAUGCUCGGGUUGUUUGUCUUUUCAGCCACGUGUAUUGAGGGGAGAAAACGGUUUUCCCUUAAUUUUACUUACUGCCUCUGCAGCUUUUUGCACAUAUUUACAUUCACCUUUUAGUUAAUUAAGAGCAGAAUCUCAUUGAUCUAUUUUAGGCCCAUAAAGCGAGGUGAGGAUACAACGCUGGAAGACUACGGGAAUCACCUGAUCCAGAAGGUUAGCUUCGUAAUGCAACAGAACACGACACCGGGUGAACCAAAUGGUGCCUAUAAAGCCUUGAGGGACAGCACGGAAGAACUAAGGAGCAGGGAUCUACAAAGUCCAUGGCCGAGAGAGUUAAUGGGCAAGGUCAGUAAUUGUUAAGUCAAGGGGAAAAAGUAUUUAAACUUUAUGGAAUUUUUUUUUCUGCAUCUCUACUGCCAGAUUUUUAAUUUGAAGCUAAGAAUGUUACUAUUUUUUCAGUUAGUGAAAUAUCAUUAACCCUAUCACAACUCACCAUAGAGUAUUUGUUAGGCAGUCUUAGCACCGGAAAGUGACAAAUAAAAUAAUAUUCUUGAAAAAUUCAAAUCGUUUGAUUCUAGAUCUUACUGGACAAAUGGACAGACUAUUUUCUGUUCUUGGCUCUCAUUGCCAGCACAAGAUCUUUGGAAAACCCUCAAGGAGCAAUCUUGAUAGAUUCUAAAACCUUAAAGGUAUGUAUUGGAAAAUUUCAAUGUUACCCACAUCGAUACAUAAAGGACCCUAUAGAUAUUUAGGACGGAUCGCAGCAAAAACGUGGCACUGCUUAAGUUAAACACUCAGAAAAAAAGAUGGACCUUGAAUAUUCAACUCUAAUUUAUCUUAAGAUUAACAAGGAACCUGUAAAUGCAGCGUGUAAAUUUGCAAACAACAAAAAAAAAAUGCGAGUUUAAACCUGCCUUUAAUGGAAACGGCAAAGGGCGACAAUUAACAUUGAUUUGACUUCAUUUUUUUCUGUGAAAGAAAUAAAAAAGGAAGUCUCAUGUUUAUGUUUGGUACUAAACUCAUAACUCAAGUAUUAAAAUGGUUGGAGGCGGAGGGUAAGAAUUCCUGUUUUGUCGUUUUCCCGUUUGCCCUAACCGCUAUGCCAAACUUUCCUAUUAUAAUAUACAAGACAACCGUCCACGAAAUUUUGCAUCCCGGUGACUAAAAGUCACGAAGACAAAAACGAUUCAAAUCGUGCCUGCCAUGUCCCACAGAUCAUAAACUAAAGACAUUUCUCAAAGUCAUGAAAUUUAUAGAAACGAAACAAAGCCCAUGGCAUAAUUGCUCGGAGGAACGCUACAAGUCAAAUCCCUUUCUAAAUAAAAUUUCUAAUUCAUUAAUUCAGACACAUUGUAAUGAUAUGAAUCAUACUCAUAUCUCCUAAAGUAGAAGAACUGGUAUUGUUGCGCCUCAAAAGCCUGCUCGAGAACCUUUCAAUUUGAGUCUGAUUUUGCAUUUAGGAAUCUUUUCGGCUUCUUGCAAAAGUCUGGGAUCCUGUGUUCUGGUUAUGGUUAGUUAUAUGUAUUGAGAAUAAUUAUCAUUUACCUAUCAGCAUCCACGUUACAUAUAAAACAGAUCUUUCUUUUAAACUUUCAGAUAUCGGCGUUAUCGUACAACGGAUAUCCGAGAGGUGUCAGCAACGAUAACGCUGAUGACUGGAUGAAAUUGUCUGCGUUAACAAACGCCAUUUGUCUUCGAUUCAGCGAAGGACACGAUUUUAUCGCAUUUUCAACUCACUUCCCAAAGCUUCAUGAAGUAAAAAAUCUUGCACAGGUGAGAAUCGCGCGAUGAAGGCUAAAGCUUUCAAAGUUACUCCGUUAAGUUGUGACAGCAAUUUUAGGAGGAAGUACCAUUUCUUCAAUAGUACGAUAUUUCUGUAAUGCAAUUGUCCUUGCAAUUGUCCAGUUGUCAAGGUCUCCAAAUAGCUCCAUUAGUGGUUAAUUUCGUAUCCAGCACCCUAAGGUAAGCUGAUCCAAACGAUUAAGCUUGAUCGCAAUCAAUUCCGCAGCAAUCCACGUCAAGUUUCUUAAGAUCAUCUCUCUUCAUCUUUCUCUAUUUCUUUCCGAAGGCUCGUCUUUGGAAACCCAUGAUCAUCAAAAUGGGCAUCCUCAUUUCGUGCCUUGGAAAGAGUUGGGCCGUGACAUUAUUCAAGCUCCAACAUGUUUGACUAAGCUUCGAACAUUUCUUUGCUACUUUUGCAUACAGGCCCAGGUAAAGCGAUUGUACUUUAUAUGGCCAAAGACUCUUGAAGGGGACGACGAAAAGGCGCUGCAAAUUAUGAAAGACUCUGGAAUGGAAGUUGUGUAAGUAACAAGUCAGUUGCCAUAUAAUAAUCAAUAACGAGUUUGUUUGUUGGAUAUAAAUCUUUUCUGGCUCUGAUAAAUUACUUGAAUUAUGAAUAUGAAAUAGCUCACUUUUUACAUUUAAAGGCCAAUGGAUGUUCCUGAUUUGGAAAAACUAGGAGAGGCCAUAAAAUACACCAUUGGAAGCCUGAAGGAGGCAGAGAAAGGGCUUUCCUCCGAUGAUUGGCCAAGUUACACUUGGACCGAGUAUGACUUACAACCAGAACGACACCGUUGGAAGCCUAAACAAACCCCGGAAGCUCGGACAUGCAGUGGAGCUCAUAGCACAUACCGUAAUGAUUCGAUUUAGCGCCCGGGGUGCUUAUUUACUUUUGGUACCUCAAGGGAGGGCGCUUAUUCGAGACAGGGCGCUUAUUCGGGACAGGGCUCUUAUUUAAGUUUUUGAGAAACGACCAAAUGGUUAAAGCAUAACUUUAAUAAAUAUUAAAAUAACUAACAAUAACAGAAACUGUAACAGUAACAAAUUGUUGAAAGUUCAGCUACUUUAAAAAGAAUUCUUCAUUUUAUAUACCAUAGCUGUAACAAGUAUACAUGUAAGGUACGUUGAAUGUUCGUGAGUUUAUCUACCGUAUUCGAUGUCGAUGACUUCAGUGUCACUUGCGUCAAUUAUCAAGCUAUCUGUGCCGAUGUAACUUUCCUUCCUUAUAUUCACAUUUCUCAAAGCCCGCCAUGAGAAUAAAGUACAGGUCAAAGUGACUGGAUCAAGAAGACUGGAAAACGGACUUGUUGUCCCCGGAGCGUUCCUAGCGAGAACAACCAGCAGAGUAAUCGCCACACAAUUUGAAGAAGAGAUGACUUGUUUGAAGGAAUUAUGUUCUCACAUGGACAUAACAGUUGAGAAACUCAGACGAAAACCACUGUUUUUGUAAUGCAUUAUUACGUACGGUAUAUCGGCUAUUAAAGGAAGAUGAACCACGUUUGAUACGUACUCUGAAGGCGCUGUAAUAUUAGAACAGGGGCGCUUAUUAGAAUAGGGGCGCUUAUAAGAAUGGGAGCGCUUAUUGGAAGAGGGGCGCUUAUUAACAAAAACACAUUCGAAGGGGAGCGCUUAUUCGAAAGGGGGCGCUUAUUGGAAGGAGGGCGCUAAAUCGAAUCAUUACGGUAAGUCCAAACUUCGGCUUGGGCAAUUUUUCUUAAAUAACUUCCCACUUUCAAGAAGUGUUUCUUCGUUCAAAGUUGGCAUCUUUCUUUCAUCGUUUAUUUGAUAUUUUAUCAAGCAAGUAAAUAUUUCGCUGCCGUUGAAGUAGAUGGGAAGAAUAUAACAGGAAGCGUUGCGGCAUGGAAUAAUCGAACUAGUUCUGCGUACAGUAAUGUAUCUGAUCAGGUAUAUUCAGGGUGUUAAGUGUGUAGAUUGUCAAAUAAACCCAAGUCGGACAGGAAAUUGGUGCCCACGAAUUUCUGUAGAACGUAAGUAAGCGUAGAUUCCCAAAAAUAAAACCGAUUUCAACUCUUUGAACGUGUACGAUUUCAGUUGUUAAGUCAGUGUAAAAUUUUUAAGUAUACACAUCUCUUUUUCGCAACAUUAUGUUUAAUUUGCCGGGAGCAGUUAGACAAAAGGAGAGAAGGCAAAGGUGGAUAGGGUCAUGUCACCGAGGUGACUCGUUCGUGUGCACGAAGGACAGCUACGUUUGUAGUUUACAUUUUGUCGGUGAAAAUGGUCCAACAGAAGAGGAUCCUGAUCCCAUAUCUGCUGUGGCUAGUAAAGAAAGAGUCAGUUAAUUCAGUGAUUCUUUUAUGUCAUUGUUUUGUCUUUGGGACCGGUUGCAUAGUUGACAAAUCUAUAACUUCAUGAAGAUCUGAUUGUGCAGAGGGGC